UAUAUAUAUAUAUUUUUUUCUUUUUUUAACUUCUCUUGAGCCAUGUAAAGCAUUUGAUCACUAAGGCCGAAUUGAGGAAGAAUAUUGUGGAAUGCGAAGGUAACCCACAAUCUAAAAUCAUUAAAGCUUCAACCUUUUAUUUUGUUGUCACAUUGAUUUCUGAUUUUCUUUUUAUCUGUUGACGGAAUCGUUUUAUAUUUACAAGAGUAUCAUUUGGGGAUCUGAUGGGUAUUUGGGGUGAAAUUUAGUGCAAUUUAUGUUUGAGUUUUAGUAUUUUGGUUUGUGGUUUUUGUUGUUUGGUGCAUGGGAUCACCAUUUGAGGAUGAAAGUUUGGAUCUUUAGGUGAAUAUGACAUGGUGAUUGUAGGAGAGUUCUAAUUGGAUUAUUUAUUGAAAUCAGCAUUUGAGUUUGAAGGUUUAGACUUUUUGGUUUGUAACUUAUGAGUUAAGAUUGUAGAAUUGGUGUUUAGUUAAGAACUAGUAUUGGGUUAAUUGAGGUUUUUGAGGACACUUUCGUAUGGAUGGUGUUGGGCAAGUUUCUGAAUCUGGGUGUGGAGUACCUAGUUCACAAGAGAGGUGUCCUAAGCAAGGGUCACCUAUUAGGGGUGGUGGGUCGAGGAAUACGAGUCCUUUGGGUCGUGUAGGGUCCAGGAAUACUAGCCCGUCGAGGCAGAAGGUGAUUAAGACUAAACCUCGUGGUUUAGAUGAGGAGACAGCUAAUACAUUUGGUAAAGUUGUUCAGCCAGAUGUUCAAAUGGAAGAUAACAUCUGGGCAAUGCUACCAGAAGACUUGUUAAAUGAGAUUUUGGCUAGGGUUCCUCCGUUUAUGAUCUUUCGGCUUCGUUCUGUUUGUAAACGUUGGAAUUCAAUUCUUCAGGAUUGUAGUUUUCUUAAAUUCCAUUCACAGGUGCCAUCCCAUGGGCCUUGUCUUCUUACAUUUUGGAAGAACUCACAGACACCACAAUGCUCUGUUUUUAGCUUGCCAUUGAAAACGUGGUAUAGGAUUCCAUUUACUUUUUUGCCUCAGUGGGCGUUCUGGUUGGUUGGUUCAUCAGGUGGCCUUGUUUGUUUUUCUGGGCUUGAUGGAUUAACUUUCAGAACAUUAAUUUGUAAUCCGCUCACCCAAACUUGGAGGACAUUGCCAAAUAUGCAUCAUAAUCAGCAAAGACAGUUAAUUAUGGUUGUUGAUCGCGUGGACCGGUCGUUCAAAGUGAUUGCCACUAGUGAUAUAUAUGGUGAUAAGUCAUUGCCUACAGAAGUGUAUGAUUCAAAACUUGACAGAUGGUCAGUCCACCAGAUAAUGCCUGCAGUUAAUCUUUGCUCCUCAAAGAUGGCGUAUUGUGACUCCCGGUUAUACUUGGAAACUCUUUCACCACUGGGGUUGAUGAUGUAUCGGCUAGACACAGGUUACUGGGAACACAUUCCGGCUAAGUUCCCACGGUCUUUGCUGGAUGGCUAUUUGGUUGCUGGCACACAGAAACGUUUGUUUUUAGUUGGAAGGAUUGGUCUUUAUAGUACUCUCCAGAGUAUGAGAAUCUGGGAAUUGGAUCAUGUGAAAAUUAUGUGGGUGGAAAUAAGCAGGAUGCCACCAAAGUACUUUCGAGCUUUACUGAGGCUAUCAGCUGAGAGAUUUGAGUGCUUUGGACAGGAUAAUUUGAUCUGCUUUACAUCUUGGAACCAGGGGAAGGGCCUUCUUUAUGAUGUGGAAAAGAAGGGUUGGUCUUGGAUUGCUGGGUGUGCUCUGCAGUCAUACAACAGCCAGGUCUGUUUUUAUGAGCCAAGAUUUGAUGCUUCCACAGGCUGACAAGGAAAUUUUAGCUUGACGGCUUCCAUUUUGCAUUCUACAGAGAGAUUUAUGGGGCGCAUUAUCUUCAUUUCUUAUCUCUUAUUUCACUAAAGCCACCUUUGAUCUGUGUACAAAUUUUUAUAAGGUGCUCUAUGCUUAUUAGCUGAUUUAUGAUUCAAAUUCAGCGGGUUUUGCACGCUGCAGCCCUUGGGAGCAGUUUUUGUUUAUAGAAAAGAUCGAUAUCAUGUGUACUGUGGCUCUGUAUAUUGGGCACUGUUGUACUUGAUAACUUGAAUAGUGAUGGGAUUGAAAAAGGAUGUACACCAUGGCUGGUGAUGUUUGGGGAACAAUUGUGGAAAAAAUAACAUUUCUUAAUUUUUGUACACUUUUUGCGAGUUGCAUAUA
Messenger RNA from Pistacia vera, 2190 nucleotides. Its product is annotated as F-box/kelch-repeat protein At5g15710. Lineage: Eukaryota; Viridiplantae; Streptophyta; Magnoliopsida; Sapindales; Anacardiaceae. The record is from RefSeq and is a predicted model, not a curated record. Bases 517 to 1803 code for a protein of 428 amino acids. Gene Ontology annotation, molecular function: protein binding. The transcript has a single exon.